UCGGCGAAGGGGGCGGAGGACAUCUUGGCCAAAGUGCGGAGGCCCGCGACCAUCGCACAUGGGCCUGGCGCUGGGCGGUGUGUAAUCACAUGACCAUGUGGUCUCGGCAGCGCUGCCGUCGUUACCUACGACGACACAGUCGACCAGCGCAUUUUGCAAUUUUCUCGUCUCCAAGACACGAUCAUGGUGGAAGCGUCGACGUGGCUAGAUCCAGGAUUCCCAACGACAAACGAUCCGUGGGAUGCCUUUCACUUGGAGCCUGCGUCGCUUCUCGACAAGGAUUGCUUUGCGAUCGACCUGGACCUGAGCGAAGUUUUGCUGUUUGAUCCGAUCCCGUACGAGACGUCGUCGCCCAAACUCGAGCCCGUCGACGAGCGUUUGGCGCCGCCGGUACAGCCACUGGCAGUCCCUGCCGACGCCAUCGCCCAGGUUUUGCCGCAAGAAAUUCCCGGCCAGUGCCUCAAGCAUCUGUGCCAGAACGCGAUCGGGUACCGCGGGUUUUGCAAAGAUCACGGCGGUGCGCGCAAGUGUCGCAUCGUCGGGUGCCCCAAAGGCAGCCAAGGCCGCAACCUGUGCAUUGCCCACGGCGGCGGGAAGCGAUGCAAAGUCGAAAACUGCCCCAAGUCGGCGCAGUCGCAUGGGCUGUGCAAAGGCCAUGGCGGUGGUGCCCGUUGUACGUUUGCGAAUUGCAACAAAAGCUCGCAAGGCGGUGGGUUCUGCCGUAAACACGGUGGCGGGAAGCGUUGUGAUGUGGCCAAGUGCAAGAACAGCGCGCAACGUGGCAACUUUUGUGCCAAGCAUGGCGGAUCCAAGGCGUGCCAAGCCGAGAACUGCGCCCGAACCGACCGGGGCGGCGGGUACUGCGAGCUCCAUCGACACUACAAGAUCCUUCGCUUGACCAAAAAGUUGCAGGACGAAAUGACGUCGGUGUAAAGACCGACGCGCGAUCUAAUUUAUCAUCAAAGUGUGCCCUA
Messenger RNA from Aphanomyces invadans, 974 nucleotides. RefSeq lists its product as hypothetical. The transcript has a single exon. The record is from RefSeq and is a predicted model, not a curated record. Bases 184 to 933 code for a protein of 249 amino acids. Lineage: Eukaryota; Oomycota; Saprolegniomycetes; Saprolegniales; Verrucalvaceae.